Messenger RNA from Diceros bicornis minor, 5726 nucleotides. RefSeq names its product chondroitin polymerizing factor 2 (gene CHPF2). Bases 1530 to 3866 code for a protein of 778 amino acids. The record is from RefSeq and is a predicted model, not a curated record. Gene Ontology annotation, molecular function: glucuronosyl-N-acetylgalactosaminyl-proteoglycan 4-beta-N-acetylgalactosaminyltransferase activity. Gene Ontology annotation, cellular component: Golgi cisterna membrane. NCBI's taxonomy places the organism in Eukaryota, Metazoa, Chordata, Mammalia, Perissodactyla, Rhinocerotidae. The transcript is spliced from 5 exons.
GCGAGCGGAAGAGGAAGGAGCGGGCUGGGCUGUGAGGUGGCAGUGACUGCAGCGGCGGAGCCGGCGUCUCGGCCGGUCACUGGGGUCUGUUUCCCUUCCCCCCCACUUCCCCCUGCAAGGGUGACAGGGGCGCCGCUCCAGGGGACAGGAGCAGGUCCCACCCCCACGCCCUCGCCCCCGCUUCCCGGGACCGCGCUGGCCGCGUCUCCCGCACCCAGCCGCCCGUUAUCUGGCCGCCGCCGCCCCUGUCCCUUCUGCAGAGGCCACCCCCGUGGGCCUCGGGGCUUCGCCCGCUGGCGCCAGCGGGGCUUUUGCCCCUGCCGACGGGCCAGAGAACGGGGUCUUUGCCCUCCUCUCCCAGCCGCGACCUCCACUCCCCGAGCCGAACAAACCGAGCUUAGGCCCCUGACCCUCCUCGACAGCUCCGUGACGCAGCCGGUUUUAUUUCUGUUUUGAGACUAACGGCUAAAACUCGCUUUGGGCCUUCUUUCUAGGACUAGAAUUGAUCUUUGAUCGCCGAGAGGUAGAGCAGGGGCGCCGGGCCUGGCAACGGUCACACCAGCCGACCCUCCGUUUGCCUUCCCGGGAUCCCUGCGUUGUCUCUAGCUACUCGCUCUCUCGGUUUGGUUUGGUUUGGGUACCUUGGUCCCUGGUAAAAUCAGACGCCGAGUAGCUCUUACACUGUCCGAAUUACUGUCAUUUGCCUCCUGUCUCUUCUCAGAGGAAGGUGGGCAGCGCCAGCCUCUCAGCAGCUGGGAUUCAAAGAAAAAUGCCCUGCGAAGCGGCUCCAUCAGCCGUUGUGCUCCUCUGAGAGGCUCUCGGUGCUGACUCACCAUAUCUGUCCACCUCAUUUGGGUGGGCAGAACUUCUGUGCGCCAUGCCAGUGGCUCCUGACCACUCCUGACUAGGAGGAGGGGUUACUCUAGCUGUGUGUUUCCUUAACACCCCAGGGGUAGAGUAGAAAGAGGCCCUGACCUCUUCCCUUGUGCCUGCCUUCAGCAGCUAGUCAGCAGCCCCUUCAGUAAAUUGAAAUAGAGGCCCCGAGGCACAGAAACGUGCCCGAGCCAGGCACUCUUUGGGAAAGGCCUACCGAGGCAGGCUCCUCCAGUCGGGGCUGUCGUUUGGGUGGAGCAUGUGCUUUGCCCCAGCCUCUUCUUUAUCAGUUCUUGCUGUCUCUUGACUCAGAUCCAGUCUACAGAUGUGUGUAAACCUUCUUUUGGGGUUAGGUUUGGCAAGAUUGAGUUUUGUUUCCUCCCCUUUCUACUGGCAGACAGACCAUAAUCCCAUUAGUGGGUGAAAUGGGUUCUAAUAUUUAUUACCGUUUGGCCUAAGGGUUAGAUCCGACUCCUUGGUGACUGAAGACCGGGUAGAUGCUUUCUGGGGAUGCUGGGCCUGGAAGCAAACACACCUUGCCCUGUUGUUGAGCUCAUUGACCCCAGGUUCCCUGUUAAAGCUGCAGGCCUACUACUGGCCUGGCGCCCAUCAACCCACUGAUCAAUCCUUGAGGCUGUGCCCUCUGGGACACGCACAUGGCAGGGCCUACCAUCAUGCGACUGAGUUCCCUGUUGGCUCUGCUGCGACCAGCACUGCCCCUCAUCCUAGGGCUGUCUCUGGGAUGCAGCCUGAGCCUCUUGCGGGUUUCCUGGAUCCAAGGUGACGGAGAAGAUCCCUGUGUAGAGGCUGUGGGGGAACCAGGAGGGCCACAGAAUCCAGACUCAAGAAAUCAGCUUGACCAAAGUGAUGAAGACUUCAAACCCCGGAUUAUCCCCUACUACAGGGAUCCAAACAAACCCUAUAAGAAGGUGCUCAGGACUCGGUACAUCCAGACAGAGCUGGGCUCUCGUGAGCGGUUGCUGGUGGCUGUCUUGACUUCCCGGGCCACGCUGUCCACUCUUGCUGUGGCUGUGAACCGCACAGUGGCCCACCACUUCCCUCGGUUACUGUACUUCACUGGGCAGCGAGGGGCCCGGACUCCGGCAGGGAUGCAGGUGGUAUCUCAUGGGGACGAGCGGCCGGCCUGGCUCAUGUCAGAAACCCUGCGCUAUCUUCAUACACACUUUGGGGCCGACUACGACUGGUUCUUCAUCAUGCAGGAUGACACGUAUGUGCAGGCCCCACGUCUGGCAGCACUUACUGGCCACCUCAGCAUCAACCAAGACCUGUACUUGGGCCGGGCAGAGGAGUUCAUUGGCGCAGGCGAGCAGGCCCGGUACUGCCAUGGGGGCUUUGGCUACCUGUUGUCACGGAGUCUCCUGCUUCGAUUGCGGCCACAUCUGGAUGGCUGCCGAGGAGAUAUUCUCAGUGCUCGUCCUGAUGAGUGGCUUGGCCGCUGCCUCAUCGACUCACUGGGCGUCGGCUGUGUCUCGCAGCACCAGGGGCAGCAGUAUCGCUCAUUUGAACUGGCCAAAAAUAGGGACCCCGAGAAGGAGGGGAGCUCGGCUUUCCUGAGUGCCUUCACAGUGCACCCUGUCUCCGAGGGAACCCUCAUGUACCGGCUCCACAAACGCUUCAGUGCUCUGGAGCUGGAGAGGGCGUACAGUGAAAUAGAGCAACUGCAGGCACAGAUCCGGAACCUGACCGUGCUGACCCCCGAGGGGGAGGCAGGGCUGAGCUGGCCUGUUGGGCUCCCGGCCCCUUUCACACCACACUCUCGUUUUGAGGUGCUGGGCUGGGAUUACUUCACAGAGCAGCAUACCUUCUCCUGUGCAGAUGGGGCUCCCAAGUGCCCACUGCAAGGGGCUAGCAGGGCGGAUGUGGGUGAUGCUGUGGAAACCGCUUUGGAGCAGCUGAAUCGGCGCUAUCAGCCCCGCCUGCGUUUCCAGAAGCAGCGGCUGCUCAAUGGCUACCGGCGCUUUGACCCAGCGCGGGGCAUGGAGUACACCCUAGACCUGCUGCUGGAAGCUGUGACGCAGCGUGGGCACCGGCGGGCCCUGGCCCGCAGGGUCAGCCUGCUGCGGCCGCUGAGCCGGGUGGAAAUCUUGCCUAUGCCCUAUGUUACUGAGGCCACGCGUGUGCAGCUGGUGCUGCCACUCCUGGUGGCCGAAGCUGCUGCGGCCCCUGCUUUCCUCGAGGCCUUUGCAGCCACUGUUCUAGAGCCACGAGAGCACGCGUUGCUCACCCUGUUGCUGGUCUAUGGGCCACGGGAAGGUGGCCGAGGGGCCCCAGACCCAUUUCUUGGGGUAAAGGCUGCAGCGGCUGAGUUAGAGCGACGGUACCCUGGGACGAGACUGGCCUGGCUCGCUGUGCGAGCAGAGGCCCCUUCCCAGGUGCGGCUCAUGGACGUGGUCUCUAAGAAGCACCCCGUGGACACACUCUUCUUUCUUACCACCGUGUGGACCAGGCCUGGACCCGAAGUCCUUAACCGCUGCCGCAUGAAUGCCAUCUCUGGCUGGCAGGCCUUCUUCCCAGUCCAUUUCCAGGAGUUCAAUCCUGCCCUGGCACCACAGAGAUCUCCCCCAGGCCCCCCUGGGGCUGGCCCUGACCCUCCGUCCCCUCCUGGUGCUGACCCAUCCCGGGGGGCUCCUGUAGGAGGCAGGUUUGACCGACAGGCUUCUGCGGAGGGCUGCUUCUACAAUGCUGACUACCUGGCGGCCCGAGCCCGGCUGGCUGGUGAACUGGCAGGCCAGGAAGAGGAGGAAGCCCUGGAGGGGCUGGAGGUGAUGGAUGUUUUCCUCCGGUUCUCAGGGCUCCACCUCUUCCGGGCCGUGGAGCCAGGGCUGGUGCAGAAGUUCUCCCUGCGCGACUGCAGCCCUCGGCUCAGCGAAGAACUCUACCACCGCUGCCGCCUGAGCAACCUGGAGGGGCUGGGGGGCCGUGCCCAGCUAGCCAUGGCUCUGUUUGAACAGGAGCAGGCCAACAGCACCUAGCACAACCGGGGCCGUGCAUCGGUGCAUAUUUCCCUUUUCUGCCUCAGCCCUGGGAAAGGCAAGGCAAGAUGGAUGGACAGAUGGAAAGCUUGUUGCUGUAUUUUUUUUAAUAAGAAAAUGUUAUUAAAAGUGUCUUCUGCCAAACUGUUUUUAGGUCUAGAGAAAAUGGAGUGAGAAGAAUCUGAGGAAGGGGGCGGGAGUUUUCCCAGAGGGACCCACUGCCUUCCCCUGCCCUUCCCUCCCUCCCCAGUUGCCAGUGACCACACAGCUGCUCUCAGAUGAAUGACUUUUAAUCCAGUCCCCCGCCUCACCCAGAAGGUGUCAGAAGAGUGACAGCAGAGCCCUGGGGGACAGGGUGCGGGCCCAGAGGCCCACAGUGGUGCUCAUCCAUAGGGGCUCCUAGGUGUUGCGCACAACCAGCGACUGCUCCAGCUCCUGCCUGCGCUGCUGGAUCUGUAGAGAAAUAAGUGCAGGAGCAGGGUUAUGGUGUUGCUGGUGAGUGACAGGACAACCCUACCGCCGGCCGGCCUGGAAGAGCGGCUGGGAGCAGGGAGGGCUACACAUGGUGCAGGGGAUGGUGGAGUGGCAAGGGCUGCUGACCAGGCUGAGAAGGGAGGUUUCUCUUGGAGUGAGGGGGGAGGCCUGAGGUGCAUGGGCCCCUCCACACCUUGCAGUAGAAGUAGCGGCUGACGGCUUCCUGGGACCAGGGCUGGUGGUAGAACUCAGCCCGGCGCUCCUCCUCGGGGUUGCCUGCCACAUCUGUCAUCACCUGGGAGGGAGCAGUGGGGUCAGCCCUGAGCCCGGACUCCUCCAGCCCCUGUGUACACGUUUACUGUCUUCCCCAUAUGCUUCUCUUCCAUCCAGUGCUCCCUGAGUCCCCUUCACCUUGAGGUCCCGGCUCUGGGAGCGGAGCAGGUCUUGGAUAUAGCCUUUGGGGUCUCUGGAGAAGCUUAGCAUGAAGUCCCUCUGGAUCUUGAGCUGGUUUAUGGACUCAAUCGUCUCAUGGAUCUACAGCUCUGGGCUCUGGCCCCACCUUACUGUCCAGAGCGCUGAUCUCCUGCUGAUUGGCUGUGGACAGGAGGAAGCUGCUCAUCUGCCCCUUCAGUGGCUCCUCUACCUCCACAUCAAUGUCAUAGCAUGCUGUCUUCUUCUGGUCCGACGGGUCCACGCUGCCAGGGAAGUCCAGACCUUGGUGUCCAUGCUGCCCUCGCAGAGGCCAAGGGCCCCGCGGGCAGAUGCCCUGGGGAGGGAGGGGGCAUGGGGAUGGGAGGAAGAGGGAGGGGCAGGGAGGGCAGGACCCCAGUGAUUCCCUGGUCUGAGGAGCAAGCUGGGGCCUCACCUGAUGACAUGGUUGAUGACAAUUGGGUCAGGGGGCAACAACAGAGCUGUGAGGCGCUGGGGAAUCUCAGAAAACUUCAGCCGGGGACAAUCAAAAAUCUGAAGUAGGAGAGAGAGAUCACUCUUCUGUGCUUGAAAAGAACAUAACUACAGUUCUGGAUUCUUCUAUUCUGGAAAGGCCCCAAGAAGCCAGGAGCAAGUCUAAUUCCUCAGUGCUCAUGGGGCUGGGAGUGGGGAGGCUGUGGGUGGUGGAGUGCCAACAAGGAGGUGGGGCAGUGCCGGAGUUGAGAGCAUGGCCCUGGGUGGGCUGGCCUAGGAAUAGAUCCUGCUUCCACCACUUCUGAUGCAACCUUGAGCAAGCAGGCCUCAGUUUCUUCAUCCCUAGGAUGGGGAUAAUAACAGUACCUAUCUCACAGGGCUGUUGUGAGAAUUAAAUGGAUUGGUACACAUAAAGUGCUUGGAACAAUGCCUGGCACAUGGUGAGUGCUCAAAAUAAACAUCAACUGUCGUUUUUACUCCUCA